AAGCUCCGUGAGAACGGUGGAGGAAAAAAUGAGAAAAAUAUUGCCACAAAUCACACAUGGGGACACACUUUAGAUUUUACACCAACAAGAAAGGAAGUAAGGUGAACAAGGACUUUGCUGUAUGCAACAAUUGUCUAACAAAAAUAAGGUUCACUGGGAGCUGGUGACGAAGGGCACACAUGAUUUCUUCCCUGCUUCGCAUUCAUCACUUGAGUGUGUUGAAGCGUUGUGACCCCGCCCUGCUGGUACUGUCUGACGAGGGGGAUGAGCUGGACUCUGCAGGAGAGAAACUCCUCUUCCUCCAGGAUAAGCGGCGUGUCCAGAAGGUUCUGUGGCGUCAGCUGUUUGUACUGGACUCCAUGAUGUGCGAGUUGGAGGGCCUUCAAUCUCCACAGCAACUGCUGACACAGAACUGUGCCCCUCAGACAGACAGUGGAGCACGGGGCCGUUGGAAGGCAUUGAAGGCAGAGUGCCGAAGGAUGCCAGAGCUAACGGAGGAGCUACUGGCCACGCUGCUACAAAAAAUACAAACCAUCAACGACAAACGACAAAAAUUCACACAAUUGCUGCAGCAGCUGCAAGCCAAGAAGCAGCAGAGUGAGGACAUGCAGACACAUGUGGAAAAGAAACUUAAAGCAUUGCAGACAUGUGAUGGUCAGCUAAAUCGUCUGAGGGCGCAGCUGGGGGCGGAGAUUGGGCGUGUUGAUGGCUGGCAGUGUUCCAAAGAGGCCUUCCAGAUAUACGCAGCGGCCGUCCGCGAGGUGGCACACGUCAACCUGCUGUCCUUUAACGAAACGGAGGUGACCCUAGAGUUGAAGCCACGCCUUCUCGCCAACACAAAUCCGCUGUCCAAUCAGCUGGAGCCGCUGAAGCUAUCAGUCAUCUGGAGCCCAGACGACCGUUUCACUCUCGAGGUUGAUCCGGCGAGGUCGGCGUCGCAGAUACCGGAAGACGCGUCGGGGCGCUGCACCGAACUCAGUGCCGUCCUGCUGGACGCGGUACACAACUACGUGGGACAGGCUGACCUCUUGGCUGAGAUCCAGAGCCUGAGAACCAGCUUUGCUAUCGACUGGCAUCCCGCUCAGCGUUUGCUGGUGUACCUCAAGUCUGCGUCAAUUCUGUGCCACCUGGAGGUGCAGGAAGGAUACCCCGACAGCGGAGCCGUGCAUCUGCGAGGUGUACAAAGAGACGGAAUACCACUGAACAUCGACACACUGCAGCCUCUAAAUCCUGACGGCAGCCUCACUCAAUGGCUCAUCUUUCUGUCCACCAAUCCUCUCAUUUGAUGGAGAAGACUUUCUAAUUUUUAACUAUCUUUCUGACAAGUUAAAAAAAUAAAGAAAGAAAUGUAAAGAAACAGGCAUUGCUUUUGAAUUUUGGC
Messenger RNA from Corythoichthys intestinalis (scribbled pipefish), 1381 nucleotides. RefSeq lists its product as uncharacterized. The record is from RefSeq and is a predicted model, not a curated record. The transcript is spliced from 9 exons. Bases 180 to 1286 code for a protein of 368 amino acids. NCBI's taxonomy places the organism in Eukaryota, Metazoa, Chordata, Actinopteri, Syngnathiformes, Syngnathidae.